UGUGGAAAGCUCUUCAGUUUCACUGCAGGUAUGAUUUCAGGUUAGCAUUGUGCUCUGUGGUGUGUCCAGCUCGUUUGUGUUUUGACCUCUGAAGGGUAUCUACAGGAAUGGAAUAGUUUAUUGCCAUGUAGUGGGGCUGCAGUUUGUUUUGUCAGGCAGGAUAUACAGUCGUGGCGUCAUACUUUGUAGCUGUUGUGUGUGACAACCGGCUAGCAGCAUGGAUCCUCAGCAGCCUGUUUUUAACCUGAUGAAGAGGUUUUGUCCGUGUUUCAGCCUGCUCCCACUGCCAAGUCAGGAUUGGAGUAAGAGUGAUGAAAGGCUUCUGCAGGCUGUCGAGCAGAACGAACCUGACAAAGUCUCUGCCCUCAUUGUCAAAAAAGGUCUGUGUCCCACCAAGCUGGAUGCUGAGGGAAAAUCAGCCUUUCACUUGUCUGUUUCCCGAGGCCGUCUGAACUGUCUGGAAGUAAUCAUUUCUCAUGGAGCAGACAUCAGUGUAACUGAUGGUGCCGGCUUCAGUGCUCUUCACCUGGCAGCCAAAAAUGGCCAGUCAGAGUGUUUAAAGAGGCUUUUACAGGAGAGGAUGUCUGUAGAUUGCACUGACAGUAUUGGCAGGACACCUCUUCAUCAUUCAGCUGUGACGGGCUGCUUGUCCUGCACUGAGACCCUCUGGGACUUUAAGGCUGAUCUGGACAUUCAAGACAAUGAUGGAGCGACUCCUCUGAUCUUAGCAGCUCAGAUGAGCAGGGUGGAGUUGUGUGUCUUUCUGUUGGACCGAGGGGCCAAUGCAAACCUGCAGGACAGCCAAGGAAGGACUGCACUGAUGUUGGCAUGUGAGAGUGACAGUGUUGAGACAGUUGAGGCGCUGCUGAGAGGUGGAGCUGACACCCAACUGGUGGACUCUCUUGGACACAAAGCCGCCGACUACAGCGCAGCCACUGGCAACCAGCGCAUCAUUCAGAUGUUGCAGGAUGGAGUUCCUCCAGCAUCUGAGACCACAGGCGAGGAGCCUACUCAGACCCCCUCAGGCACCUCAUCAGUGCAGGGGGGAACUACCCCACGUAAACGGAAAGCUCCUCCACCACCCCGCUCGCCUCUUCAGAUCCAGGAUUUGCCACCUUCUCCACAGCCCCGGAGCUCAGCUCCUUCAGCCAAGUCUCCACAGCCUUCAGAAAACCAGCAGUCAGCCCAGUCAGAAGAUGAGGAAGUAUUUGAAGAAAUCCGACGACUGCGUCUGGAAAGAGGCCGUCUGCUACAGAAAAUCAAAUCCUUGGAACAGCAGCAGCAGACUGCCCUCUCUGCUUUGGAAGAGAUGUCUAAGCUAAAGCAGCGUCUUGAGGAGGCAGAAGAAGAGAGGGACAAGCUGCUGGAGGAGCUGAAGGGAGGCCACGGCAUUGGAGCCAGUGACUCUGAGGACAUGGAUGAAAUGCUGGAUUUCCCUGAAAAGUUGCUCUCCAAGCGCUCCAGAACCUCGAUUGUUAAUGAUGAGGCCACUCCUGAAACCGAGAGAGACUCAGUCAGCCCCUCCCCAGCCCCAGAAGAUCUGGGGACAGUUGCUGAGCUCCACAAACAAAUACAGAACCUCACCUCCCAAAACGCUGAACUCAUUCUUAAAGUGCAGAUGCUGGAGAUGUUUGAGAAGGAUGACACAGACAUGCAGGCCUCCAGUUCAGACUUUGUCCCUAUAGUUCAGUAUGAGACAUUGAGGAAAGAGUUUGAGGCCCUUCAGGAGCGCUUUUCUCAGGUCCAAGGCUCAGAUGAAUCCUCCAGUGUAGCAGAAGAACGUGGCAGUGAGAAGUCCCACGAAGGCAGUGUAGAUGUAGAAAGUACAGAAGGCCUGAAGGUGAAACUACGUGAGCUGGAGGAGCAGUUGGCCUCUUCCCAGUCUGAGUUGGAGGAGCUGAAGGAGCAGAUGCGUCUCGGAGUGCUUUCUGUGGAGUGUGGAGAGGGAGAUAUUACAGCAGCAGGUGCUGGGGCUGCAGAAGAGGGCCCUGGCCCGGAGGCACGGCAGCUGAGAGCUAGGGUGACAGAGUUAGAGGAGGAGCUUGCAAAGAGACAGGGCGAGGCUGGAGGUCAGAGCAGCCUGGACAGUGACACAAUCAAACAGCUGACAGAGAAAGUACAGGAACUGCAGCAUGCUCUGGCUCAGAGAGACUGCAUGAAGGAGGAAGGAGACAGGGCCGAAGAGACAGACACUGUCAAGUGUCUGCGUGACAAAGUUACAGAAUUGGAGGCAGCCCUGGCAGAUAGUAGAGCAUCAGGGAACCAGGGAAGAGUGGCAGGAGAUGGAGACCAGGUCCGCCGCUUGCAGGAGCGUUUGGGUGAGCUGGAGGGGGAGCUGAGAAAGUGUGUGCCCCGCUCAGAGCUGGAGGAGGUGCAAUUGACCCUGGGGCUGCAGUGUGAGCAGCUGGCACGAGAAAGGGCAGAGGUGGCCAAAAGGCUCAAUGACGCCCUGCUAGAACUAGAGGGACUCAGACCUCCAGCACGUGGAGAUGAUGAAGAGGAGGAAGAGGAGGACGAAGAGCAUUCGGAGAGCUCGGAGCCCUCAGUGAUAUCAGACCGGUCCAGACGCUCCCUGGCAGCAGUGAGAGAAGAACUUGAGGUUGCCAGACAGGAAGCAGCCCAGGCGCUGGACUGUCUCUGUGCGGAGAGGGAGGGCCGUGCACAGGAUGCCCUGCAACUCAAAGACGCUGUGCCCCUGUCCAAACAUAAGGAGGCCCUCUCUGCAGUGUCUGAGCAGCUAGCUCAGAUCCUGCAAGAGCUCCAAGAAGAGAAAACCCUUCGGGCUCAAGCCGAAGAGCAGGCUGCUAAACUAGAGGCCAAACUGGAAGCCAUGCAGGAUGCCAUACCCAAAGAGGAGCAUGAGAAAGUGAAGGCAGAGCUGGAGCACUCCCUGCAGGCCAGCGAAGGCCGUGAAGCUGCAGCUCAGGAAGCUCUGAGUGAGAAGGAGACCGAGUUAAGAGAGUUGAAAUCCCAGAAGGCCGCAGAACAAGGUCUGAUCUCCAAGGAGGACCAUGAGGCUCUGCGGCUCUCAUUGCAGGCGGAGAUCAACGCCGUCACUGCUCGCUUCAAUGACCUCACUCGUAAACAUGAGAAGACCUGCACUGAGGUGUUCCAGGUGCAGAGGGAGGCGCUCUUUAACAAGAGUGAGCGGCAAGUUGCAGAGUCCCAGCUGGCCACAGUGCAGCAGCAGCUUUCUGAACUUAAAGCCCAAUCAAGCCACAUCCAGGAGCUCCACAAGGAUAUCCAGGAAUCCCAGGGCCUGGUCAAGGAGAAGGACCGCAAGAUAACAGAGCUGUCCAAGGAGGUAUUCCGGUUAAAAGAGGCUCUUGGAGCUCUUUCUCCUCCUCUUGGCAUCAGCACCUCCUCCUCCUCCUCCAGUCAUCAUGGCAACCCUGGACAGCAAGUGGCAUUGCAGAACAGGAUUUCCAUCCUAACCCAGCAGCUUCAGGAUUGGGAGAGGAAACACAGGCAGGUGGUGACUGUGUACCGCUCACAUUUACUGGCAGCUGUGCAGGGUCGCAUGGAUGAAGAGGUGCAGCGUUUGCUUCUCCAGAUUUUAAGGAUGACACAGCAGGGACACUAAACACCUACAAAUCUCUCUCCUCCUUUUCAACUCAAUAUUAUAAUACAGCAGUUCCAGUCCAGCAUCCUGAUCCUAUGUGACUGACAUUAUGACGACCGUGUCCACGCAGCCAAAAACAACUGAUCUGUGGUCGGAAAAAGCUGCAUGUUAAUGUUGUAGUAAUUGUAACAACAAAAACAACAAUGCGGAGAACUCGAAUGUGGAGUGCCUUUAUUGUAAGUCAGGGGAUUAUGAUAGCCGAAAACUUGAAUGUGAAAGUGAAAUAGUUAUUUAGAUGACAGA
Messenger RNA from Salarias fasciatus (jewelled blenny), 3865 nucleotides. It is a transcript of the gene ankrd24, whose product is annotated as ankyrin repeat domain 24. The transcript has 22 exons. Gene Ontology annotation, molecular function: actin binding. The record is from RefSeq and is a predicted model, not a curated record. Bases 218 to 3583 code for a protein of 1121 amino acids. Lineage: Eukaryota; Metazoa; Chordata; Actinopteri; Blenniiformes; Blenniidae.